Molecule: messenger RNA, 973 nt
Organism: Aspergillus uvarum CBS 121591
Lineage: Eukaryota; Fungi; Ascomycota; Eurotiomycetes; Eurotiales; Aspergillaceae
Exons: 1
Coding region: 38-964 (308 amino acids)
Source: RefSeq, a predicted model, not a curated record
GCUCGCCCAAUGCCCACUCCAUCCGAAGAAGAUACUCAUGGCGCCGCGAAUCCACCUCCUCUACCUCCUCACGCCCCCCGCCCUCCUCUACCUCCUCACGCCCCCCGCCCUCCUCACCUACACCACCCAUCGCACCCUCACCCAGCUCGAACGCAAAUACCCAGCCAUCCCCCCCGCGCAAGGCAGCACCCCGGCCCUCACCACCCCAACCCACCCGUCGACCCAACGCUGCGCCGAGAUCGACAUCUACCAGGCCCGCGUACCGGUCCGCGCACUGCUGCGCGCCGAGGCGGCCAUCACCGGCACUGCCACAAACAACAUCACCGAGAAUCCCGCAACCGACCAGACCACAUCUCCAAAAGUCUCGCCGGCAACCCUCCAAACAGCAUGGGCCCACCUCUUCCUCACCAGCCCGAUCCUCCAGACCGAAGCGAAACUCAUCGGCCUCUUCACGCAGGGGGGGUUCCACCCGGGGGAUGUAGGGCUUUCGGCGGGGGGGUUUGCGCUGGUGGCGGCGGACACUGUCACCGAGACCGAUCAUCCCGAAAGGCACGGCCAAGGCCAAGGCCAAAGCCAAAGCCAAGCUCCACCCCCGCAGAAACGCAAACUCAUCAACGGGGGCUUCACCGUCGAGCGGACCCCGGAAAACCCCGGGGGUUUGCUGGCCAGUUGGCGGAUUCCGGACGAGGCGCGGAGGGUUUUUGAGUGGGCCGCGCAAUGGGGGUAUCCGUGUCGGUUGAUGAGUGGGGGACGGCAUGAGUGGGGGGUGUCGGAGGUGUACUUCUCGGAGUCCGAGAAGGAGUGGGUGGUGGAUGUGCGGUUCGGGUCGGCGCAUGACUAUGAGAUUGUUGCGGCGGAGGGCGACAGACAGAAGGUCGUGCCGCGGUGGGUGGGCCGGUUGCAUCGGGGGUAUGCGAGGGUGUUGGUGGAGGAUGCGGUGCGGCGGUUGGCGCGGUACGAUUAGCGGGUGUGG